AUGGCCGCUGCUCGUCUCGCCCGCCUUCCUCGAUUCACGCUCUACUCCGGCCCAAACUGCUCGCUCUGUGACGUUGCCAAAAUCGAACUUGCCAAGGUUCGACAGCAGCGCCCGUUCAACCUCGAGGUUGUGAACAUUCAGGACCCUGGUCAGGAACGCUGGAAGAAGAAAUAUGUGUGGUGGAUUCCUGCGCUACAUCUCGAGGGGAAGGAGGUCGCCAAGGGACGAUGGGAUGCACAGGCGCCCGUCCUGCGCGACGAAGGCGGACAAGGACUCGAGCUCGGACUAAGCUCGUGCUUUAUCGACACAGAACCGAGUCAAGGCCACGAAGUCACAGAUGUACUCUACAUCCCACAAUCCAUCACGCUCGGCGAAACAGACUCUACCCCUUCCCACCAGCUGGAAGCUGGUGUCGGCGCAAGACGCUGCUUCAACUGCGGAAAGCCCGAACAUACUCUUGCUUCGUGUCUGGUUCCCCGCAAUGAUGCCUUGAUUUCACUUUCUCGACAACUGUUCGACUUCUUUCGUGCCCGCGAACGCGGCGCGUCCGACGGGCCUUCGGACCUGCACGAUCUGCAAGCGAGGUUAGACUGGCAGAUGCGGAGAUUAGAUUGGCUUGAACGAUUCUGCCCGGGCCACGUCCGCGGGCACGAUUUACGGGAUGCACUAGGCUUGGAUCCACACGAACGCGGGGCUGAUGAACACGGUCCUGUAGACUCGAGCUCGGACGAUGCGUAUGCCAUGCCGUGGUUGAGCAAUAUGGCGAUCUGGGGCUAUCCGAAGGGCUGGGCUUCCGCUACUGACCCGCGGGAGACGGUUCGCCGUAGGAUUCUCGAGGAAAGUGUGGAUGACGGUGUGGACGAUGAAGAUGAAGAUGGAGUAUAUCUGUGGGUCUUCGGUGAAGACGAAGCCGAACGUGUACUACUUCAUAACGUCACCACGAUCGACGAAGAGAAGGAAUGUCCCAGCCCCGAAGAUGGGCACAAUACCCCAACACCUGGUUUUCGUCCGAUCUUUUUACCUAUCUACUCCGGGUCUGCCCUCCCUCCUGUUCCGGAGGAGAGUCCUGUCCCCAGGCCACAUGACGGUUGGCGCUUCCCUGGCAUGCUGAGCCUGCACGAGAUGCUAGUGUGGAGUCGGCCAUUCGACAAUGUUACAGGCGAGCUGACCGCAGAAUGGAGAGCUCAGCACUUGCCGCCUCCGCCGGCCGAACCCCCGCCUCCGCUACCCCCGCCUCCCUCAUUGCCACUUCUCCCGCCGUUCUCACCCCCACAUCCACCUCCUUGUGAGGCACUUGCGCCUCACGGACCUUGUGGUUCUGCAUUACCAAGCCGUUCAGGACCGAGCAGCCACGUCGAGGAAGACUCGGAUAUGGAUGUGUCAGACGAUGACUGA
Punctularia strigosozonata HHB-11173 SS5 is the source of this 1395-nucleotide messenger RNA. RefSeq lists its product as uncharacterized. Gene Ontology annotation, cellular component: catalytic step 2 spliceosome. The transcript is spliced from 4 exons. The record is from RefSeq and is a predicted model, not a curated record. NCBI's taxonomy places the organism in Eukaryota, Fungi, Basidiomycota, Agaricomycetes, Corticiales, Punctulariaceae. Bases 1 to 1395 code for a protein of 464 amino acids. Gene Ontology annotation, molecular function: RNA binding.